GUUGUUAUGCCCAUGUAUGAGCGGCAUGGGCCGUCCUUCCCAAGGAAGUUUGACGGCGAGUUCGCGGUUGCAAUUUUCGACCUUCCCAGGAGGCUGGCAGUGCUGGCCACCGACAUUUUCUCGACCAAGCCUUUAUGGUACUCCAGACAUGGGGGCCUGCGAGUUGCUACUUAUCGGGGGUGGAGUGGAGCGCUUGGGGGCGCCGAGGAAGACGAUCCGCAUGAUGGAUCCAAACACGGUGAUGGUAUUCGGGCUCGAUGUUCCUCAUAAUGCAGCGGCAGUUCCCGUGAUUGCCCGCCUGUCUGUCCACGAGUUUGACCUCAGGCAGUUUAAGACUGAUACGGGCGACUUCUUGCGCGCGUUCGAGCAAGCUGUUGCGAAGCGAAUGCGUUCGAACCACCCUGCUUUCAUUGGCCUUUCUUCUGGCUAUGACAGUGGUGCUAUUCAGGUCGCAUUGCAGCGUUUGGGGCACCGACAUGCGUCAUACACGAUAUUUUCAACAGAGGACAUACCAACAAUAAAGGAACGCCUCAAGUGGACUGGAGAAUUGGUGGAGCCUCAUGUAAUACAGCUCGGUGAGGAGGAUCGUGCGAAGGAGGAGCAAUUUUUGCGAGACAGUUGCGAAUACUUCCCGUUCUCGGGCAUUGGGCGACUGGGCUCGAUCGCCGACGAUCCAGCUGCCCAUGGCCUCUCCUACAUCUUUCGCCAUGCCAGGCAACGGGGCUUCCUGGUCUACAUGUCUGGCACGGGAGCCGACGAGGUGAUCUCGGAUUAUGGCUUUGCCGGGAAGAAGUUCUUUCCACAUUCAAAUUUCGGCGGACUCUUCCCAGAGGACAUGGGCAGCCUCUUCCCCUGGGAGUCGCUGCUUCUCGGCACCCAGCGGGACUAUCUCAUGAAGGAGGAGCUGGUUGCGGGGUCCCACGGGAUCGAGUCGCGCUACCCCUUCCUGGACCGCCUUGUUGUUCAAGAGUACAUCUGGCUCUCCGCCUCGGCCAAGAACUCGCGCUACAAAGCUCCGCUGCACGAGCUGCUGGAGGGUGCUGGAUACCCGUUCAUAGCCGGGGAGAAGGUGGGGUUCAAUGCCGACUGGAACGUGAGGGAGGGUGGAACAACGUUGGUGCUCGGGGGGCAAGAAGACACCGCUGCCGCUGCUUCCCGACCUCUCUCCCGGGCUGCGUUCUGA
Molecule: messenger RNA, 1183 nt
Organism: Prorocentrum cordatum
Lineage: Eukaryota; Dinophyceae; Prorocentrales; Prorocentraceae
Source: the annotation of a GenBank genome assembly